AAUGCGGUCGCCCCCUUGGGAAAGUACAUAUCUGGGAUCAGCAGGCGGCUGUGCGCUCGCACUCCGGAUCGGCCUCCCCACCGCGCUGUUGCCUCCCCGCUCCCGCCGCCGCAGCCCCAGGGCCGCUUGCCGCCGCCACCAUGGACGCCAUCAAGAAGAAGAUGCAGAUGCUCAAGCUCGACAAGGAGAACGCCUUGGAUCGAGCGGAGCAGGCGGAGGCCGAUAAGAAGGCGGCGGAGGACAGGAGCAAGCAGCUCGAGGAGGACAUAGCGGCCAAGGAGAAGCUGCUGCGGGCGUCGGAGGACGAGCGGGACCGGGUGCUGGAGGAGCUGCACAAGGCAGAGGACAGCCUCCUGGCCGCCGAUGAGGCCGCCGCCAAGCUGGAAGAUGAGCUGGUGUCGCUGCAAAAGAAACUCAAGUCCACCGAAGAUGAACUGGACAAAUACUCCGAGGCUCUCAAAGAUGCCCAGGAGAAGCUGGAGCUGGCGGAGAAAAAGGCCACCGAUGCUGAAGCCGACGUAGCUUCUCUGAACAGACGCAUCCAGCUGGUUGAGGAAGAGUUGGAUCGUGCCCAGGAGCGUCUGGCAACAGCUCUGCAGAAGCUGGAGGAGGCUGAGAAGGCAGCAGAUGAGAGUGAGAGAGGCAUGAAAGUCAUUGAAAGCCGAGCUCAAAAGGAUGAGGAGAAAAUGGAAAUUCAGGAGAUCCAACUGAAAGAGGCCAAGCACAUCGCUGAGGAUGCCGACCGCAAGUAUGAAGAGGUGGCCCGUAAGCUGGUCAUCAUUGAGAGUGACCUGGAGCGUGCAGAGGAGCGGGCUGAGCUCUCAGAAGGCCAAGUUCGACAGCUGGAAGAACAAUUAAGAAUAAUGGAUCAGACCUUGAAAGCAUUAAUGGCUGCAGAGGAUAAGUACUCGCAGAAGGAAGACAAAUAUGAGGAAGAGAUCAAGGUCCUUUCUGACAAGCUGAAGGAGGCUGAGACUCGGGCCGAGUUUGCGGAGAGGUCAGUAACUAAAUUGGAGAAAAGCAUUGAUGACUUAGAAGACGAGCUGUACGCUCAGAAACUGAAGUACAAAGCCAUCAGCGAGGAGCUGGACCACGCUCUCAACGAUAUGACUUCCAUGUAAAUGUUCAUCCACCCUGCCUGCUCACACCCGUGCCCUCAUGCUAAUAUGAUAAAUUCGCCACCACUCCCUUCUGUAUCUCCAGAAUCUCCAUCUUUACACCUUUAUGCUCACUGUCUUUGCAUAAUCUAGGAUAGUAAUUGUUUUUUCACAUUCUACUAACAUAAAGGCCAAGUAGAUUGUCUGUCUAUACAAACCAUUUUCCUUUCAGAAUCCAUUCAUUUCACAUUGUCUCAGCUAGAUCAUUCCCAUGAAGCAGUGAACUGGAAUAUGUGUGACUUGGGCACUGUCCUUUUAGGAAAUUAAACUAGGCUCAAGUAGAAUUGGUAGGCCACGCAAUUGUGCAGGAAUUUCCCAAGAAAUAUCAAAAGGCGGUUUCCUGAGAUUCAAUUAAAUACAAUGUGAACAUUUUUCAUAAAAGAAAUAAUAAAUUUAAGGAACCCAACAUGGUCAGAUGACUGAGGCUCUUAGAGAAGGGAAAUUGAUCCAGAACAGCAUAAAGAAUGUUGCUGUAAAAAGUCACAUCUUCCUUUUAAGAAUUAUAGACAGAAAUGAACCCUCUGCCGGGUAGCCAAGCCUUUAAUUUUCUGUUUAUAUAAAAGAAUUAACAUACAAACACCACAACCUGUGUCAAAGAAAUGGGACAUAAAACACAGAUUGUGUUAUAUGAGUUUAGGAGUUAAUGGCCCAGCUUUUACUACUGCUGGGCAGUAAGAGUGAAGUAGAUAGUCUUAAUCUCACGAGAACCUGGAGCAUACACAACUAACUUAACAUAUUACUAACCAAACCUGAAUGUUAAGCUGGUUCUGCCCCUCUAAAUUCUAACCUGGAAUGUUUCACAGAGGCUUCCUUUUAAUCUCAUAAGAUGGCACUGAAUUCCAUGUAAGCUGGAUAUUUCAGUGUCCUGGCCCACCUGUCAUUGCUUUACCCGUGCAGAAAAAUGGUAGCUUGAAGAGUGUUGGCAAGUGCCUGCUGCCUUAUAGAUUAUAGAAUCGCCACACUACCCCUUGAGACAUGACUGUCACCAUGGAAACUAGAGAGAAUUCCAUCCUCUCUUCCCUCAUUUGUAAAUGGGGGGAUGGAUCAGAUCAUCUGUCUCUCAGUGCUAAAAUGUGGUGAUUCUAUGAGAAAAACUUUUAGCAUUAAGUAUGGUUAAAUAUUCUGAAAGGUGGGUUUAGCUUAAAAUCUGUUUUAAGUUCUGUUCAUGGGUCUUUUGCAAUGAAACUCCCGCAGAAGGGGCUUGUGCUGGCCUCGGGUCCAGACACUGGUGGGCAAGGAUUGACAUCCUCCCGUAGAUAUGGCUGGCAGCGGGUUUUGCAUGUCUGCUUCUUACCUGUGUUUCAAAUGCCGCUCUCAUCUGUUAGUUUAGCUUCCCUGUUUUCCAUUGUGCCACUUUUUUCCUUUUUCUCCCACCUUUUCUCUUCAUGCAGAUAAGUCUCUUUGCUUCACUUCUCGCACGACCCCUUCAUCAAGCUGGAUGUCCCUCCUCUCUGAGUUCUGCAGUUUGUCUGUUCUUCAGCUGACCCUGGUUCUUUCUUUCCACAUCCUGCCUUAGGGCCAGGCACACACUGUGCUUCCUAUUGUACAGAAGCUCCUCAUUGCAGUGUAAAAUAAACACUGUGUAAGCUAUUUCUGUUUGCUAUUCUUUUUACUUCUUAUUUAUUGACAUUUUAGUUUCAACACUGAAUAAAACUCCAAAUCUUCAUCACACAUAUGAGGGUUAAUUUUUGGCUGCUGCUUUGCUUCCCCCCCGCCCAUUCUGAACAUCAUACAGUAAUACCAAGAGACUCUAAAACAGUAGUUCCUUGUGGAACUUUUUAAAAAAUACCCAUGCCUGGGUCCCUCUCAGAGUUCUGGUUUGCAAAGGUUACAGUGAGGCCUGGGCAUGUGUGUCUUUUUAGAGAUUGAAAUGGCUCUGGUAUGUAGUACGGGUUGAGAACCUCUGCACAGGGGAUGUUGCUUGUUGGAGCCGGAAGAUCUGCCUUGAGCAGUGCCUUCCUCUGCCAGAUGUUUAGUUGGGAUGUGGUGAGCCCUCUGUGUUAGUGUUUAGAUAGCCCUGCUUGGGAGGGUGUGGCUGCCACCCCACAUUGCUAGGAACUUACAUAUCAGAAAAGGUGAAAAGGAAUGUGGAUUCAAACAGUGUAAGUUGAGGUUAUUGUUGAUCAUCCUUUUACAGCACAAAGAACAGUUAAAGCUUUUUAAGAGUAUAUUCAUUCUUCAGCCACCUUCGUUUUGAUCAUGAAAUGACAUUCUUAGGUUUAAGGAGCAUACGAUUAUGUUCAAGUCAAGAUUUAUUUUUGUGCUCUUAAGCGCAUCAUGUUUUCUUUAGGAGGGGUUGUACUUACAGUAAAUCUUUGUGGUAAUUAACUUUUUUAAAAUUUGUGAACAUCUUUAAAGCAUAGCCAUUAAAGUUGGGUCUUUUUUUUUUUUUUACCCCUUAAAAAUAGUAGAAAUUGUUCAGUUAUAGUUUAUCAGUUAUAUUUAUAAAUUCAAAACCAGCAAUUAAGUGAUUUUUUUUUAUAACGCAUCACAAAAUUAGAACUUAAAAAUGAUGUGGACUUUUAUUUCUUAAUUCCCAACAUUUCUCCAUCCUCAACAGUCUGGCUGUAUUUCUCCUGUGUUUUAAAUGUGGGUGACCUUCAUCUGUUUGUGUAUAGUUUUUCUUAGCCUAAUAGUGUUUAUAUACCCCUGUAUUCAAGUAAAUUUGGACAAAUUGAAAAUGUCAGUCACUCUACAAAACCUCAGAAGAGAGUAGAAAUACUCUUUUUAAGAGGUAAGUGAAUUUAGUAAUGGUAUAGUGGACUUCUAAAACUUUAUAAUUUAGACAGUGUCUCUCCCUUGAGAGUGUAAAGUCUUCAGUAAUUUCUUGUUUAUCUUUUCCUAAGGCUUCUUGGGCCUGCUUUUGACUAUGAUUCCUGCCUUGUUCUUUUAAAAUUCAGAGUAAUAGAAGUGGGCCCUUCUCUGAGUAACCCUGCUUCCUGCUAUAGAUAAAAUGACAAGUCUGAAAGUUCUGCUGAGCAGAUGUUCAGUUAAUUUUGGAGGCACAUCUGUUUUUUGAAAGCCAUUCCGGAGAUUUUCACACUUCCUAUAAGUAUAUUCUACAAGGGGAAAUGGGAAACUGAUGGAUUGGAAGACAAAUCUGGAAUAGCCCAAGAAGGUAUGGGUGCACAGGAGGAUAAAUAGCUUUUUGAUUUUAUCAAGAAAUUGUUGGGGCCCAGGCUUCUAGCUCAGAGGGUCAGGCCAUAUGUAGAGGCAACUGCUGCAAGAGCCUUGGUUGGACCAAACCCCAAAAGCAUUGCUUGGCACUAGACAUCCCAGACAUUGGGGAGGUAGAACAGGAAGGAAGAAUACUUGCAAACAUACAAGCGUUCCAGGCACACCAGUUCCAUGGCAGCUGAAGUGGAGCAGGUCCAAAGGAGGAUGUGGUAGGGACAGCUGUCAUUUAAGCUGCUUUCACAUUGACCCUCUGGAUUCUCUGGGAUUUCUCCAGAGUUCUUCCAUCCCAGCUUGGCUGUACAUUGGCUCAGCAAACUAAGACAUCCUACCUGCCUGGGGUGGUAUCUCCCACGCGAUAGUGUGAAUGUGCUAGUGGGGUAUAGACUUUGCACCCCCCAAACAUGCAAGAUACCAUGAAAGGUAGGAAGGAUGUGGUAAAGAGAUGAACCAGAAAUGUUCUUUGCCCUCAAUGAGCUGGCUAUCUUGUGAGAAGAUAGAUGAGGGAAGCAAGUCUGAACUAACAGAUGGUGUGCAUUUAGAGUCAACAAGGAAUAGAGACUAGUUCUGACUGGGCGCUACCUGGAGGAGGUGACAUUUGACUGGGGUUUCGAAUAUUCAGAAAAUUUGGAUCAACAAAGAAGACAACGCAGCAGCUAUUCCAAGCUAGAAAGCACAACGAAUAUAGCGUAUUCCCCAUCUCCUACCAUACAUGAGAGAAAAUUAAAAUAAGAAUUGAUCAAUUUCCCCACAGACCUGGGGGCUAGAGACGGAACAUUUUUCUUUUCCCCGGGGUAUAGGAUUACUGCUUUUCCAGAUCAUUAAGUUAGAGUUUUGUGGGUCUAGGUCGUCACCGUCAUUGGAAACAAUAAAGUAUUCUCCAGCUUUUCAUGGUAAGUGCCAGGUUCUUGUCCUUGUUGGGGCAUCCCCUGGACCACCAGAUACAGACUGACUCUAGUAGCUGCCUGCCUUGCCAAGUGAGCAGAUCACAUGCCCUAGUGUAAAAUGCUUUUCACACUGGUCUCCAUAUGGCUGUUUGAGAUUUUAUUCAUUUUAUACAUGUCCAUCGAGCACCAGAGAAUGCCAUCCUCUUCAGAAGAUCAGCAGUUAAAUUUUAAGUCAGUUUUGAGUGGAGAUAAAUGCUUGUUCUUUUGCUGUUUGAGUAGGGUAACACACCCGGUAUCUAGGCUGGACGAGAGUUCAGAAUUUGCACCCUGUAUCACAGCAACUAGGGGAGGGACAGGGAGCUCAGUUCUGCUGUUAAUGAAGUGGCAGUAGCCCCUCUUGGUGCUACCUGAAAGGAAAGCCGGCCCUGGGAGUGGAGAUGAAAGGAGUUGCAGGAAGAGGUGAGCAGAAAUGGGCAGGUUGAGGUUUCGCAGGAAGCUCUCAGCUGAACCCUAGCAAGGGGUGGGCUCGCCUCCAGCCCUGCCCCUGUUCCUGAGGCUGUUUCCAGAAGCUGCAUUCAGCCCGGUUUACACAGUGGUUUUACUGAGAUGCAUGAGGAACAUACCCUCUCUCUGUCCUCCUCCUCGGAUCCUGCUGCUCUCUUUCCCUCCCGUCCUGCCAAGAGAGUAGUCCUGGCUCUUCCUAAGUCUGCCAGGCCUUUUCCAUCCGCCCUUCCUGGGCACAGGACAGCUGACCACAGGGUAAGGGUAACCUGCUCAGCAAGUGACUGGCGCCCGAGGUACUCUGUGUUCUGUCUGUGAGCUCCCUCUCACCACCUCCAGCUAACCUCUCUUCCUCUGCCUCUUCUCUUCUGCUAACCUGCUUGCUGACCUGUACAGACGAACUCUACCAGCAACUUGAGCAAAACCGCCGCCUAACUAACCAACUAAAGCUGGCCCUGAAUGAGGAUUAAACUUAAGUGGGAAAGAACCUGGGCUGAAUUCUAGGAACGCAGCCCAUGGGCAGGAAAUCUAAGACUGUCAUACCUUCACCUAAUAGGGUUGAAAACGAUUCCUUUCUGCAGAAUUGAACAUGAAUCAGUUGAAUGACUGGCCUUGCCUGUAUUUUCCUCUCAUAUCUGGAAUAAUUAAGUUCUCUUUAAUCCCCAAACCACUUUUAUGGUAAAAUUACAUCUGUGUUUAUGGAUCAAUGUUUAUAAUCAAUUCAGCACUCAUCUUUGCAAGAGCAGGUCCUCUUGUUUGAGCUGAUACAUAAUGAGGACCAAAAAAAUGUUUUCUAUUUCCUACAGAGAACUGAGUCUUGCUUUAAGUUAGAAAGCCAAAGCAGAGGGAUGUGUAUGCAUAUAAGUAUAUAUAUAUAUUAUAUAUAGGAUAUGAUAUAUAUAAUAUAUAUUCCUAUUACAUAUUCAUAUUUCUAACUUCUAAGUAUCUGGUAUAGUGUUUGAAAUAUGAUUACCUAUGCUUGGGCAAAAUAGCUUUUGAAAACAGGAGUUGAUGUCAGAAGUCCCUGAUUGUCUGAAAGGUAUGCUUUUAUUCAGUCUAACAGUGUUGGAUUCUGGUGAGAAUGUCAUGCUAAUAAUAAAUAGAACACUGUGAAAAUAAUAAUAAGAGAAUGUCCUACUGGAGUGUGCAUGAAACGUGUUGGUAAUUUUUUUUAAUGAGUAACAGAAAUAAAUCAUUGAAAAAGUU
Mesoplodon densirostris (Blainville's beaked whale) is the source of this 6925-nucleotide messenger RNA. It is a transcript of the gene TPM1, whose product is annotated as tropomyosin 1. Gene Ontology annotation, cellular component: actin filament. The coding region runs from base 141 to 1121 and encodes 326 amino acids. The transcript is spliced from 10 exons. The record is from RefSeq and is a predicted model, not a curated record. Gene Ontology annotation, biological process: actin filament organization; cardiac muscle contraction. Lineage: Eukaryota; Metazoa; Chordata; Mammalia; Artiodactyla; Ziphiidae. Gene Ontology annotation, molecular function: actin filament binding.